This is a messenger RNA of Lobosporangium transversale, 1224 nucleotides long. RefSeq lists its product as hypothetical. The record is from RefSeq and is a predicted model, not a curated record. The coding region runs from base 65 to 1081 and encodes 338 amino acids. NCBI's taxonomy places the organism in Eukaryota, Fungi, Mortierellomycota, Mortierellomycetes, Mortierellales, Mortierellaceae. The transcript is spliced from 4 exons.
AAAAAAAAGUUGUCUUCAACUUUCUCAUCUCUUGUUCAAAACCACAUUGCUUAGCAUAGUAGACAUGGAGGACAAAGAUAUUCAAUUGAAUCGGCCUAAACAGCUGAGCAGUGGUCAGAUGGCAUCCUUGGUCUCCUUAUGGCGUCUUUCUCACUAUAAGCAAGCACCAUGGAGCUCUUGGAGUAUCCUCUUUAGCCCACCCCGCGUUCGUCGAUCUAGACCUCGUAUACUUGAGCUGGAUUCAGAAUUUUACGAUGAAAUUAUGGGACAACGGGAGGAAAUACUUAAGCAGAAACAACUUCAACGACACCAGAUCUGGAAACAUGUUCAGGAUCGUGUAGCGGAGCAAAACCGCAUCUUGGAAGAGGAGAAGGCUCAAGAAAAACAACAGCCACAACAACCAGGGCAACAGCAACAACAACAGGGAGCACAGAAAAAGAAAGGGAAGAAUAAACAGCCCAGAAAUGACCCAUUGACCACAGCAUCUAUAACAGCUAUGGAGAUUGACCCGUCUCUGCUUUCACCCACUUCGUCUUCUUCGACUGUAACAUCUGGCUCUGGCUCGCCGGAUUCGUCACCAAAGCGGUCUAUUCGAUGGGGACUUCAUAAUAACAUGAUUAAGAAAUUUGACAAAACCAGACCGAUCACAUUGGUAGCGAUCCCUGCACUAGAUAAACGUCCCGUCAAGAGCGCACUUAAAGUCAGGACAGAACAUACUAUCCAAAAGACAACGAUAACCUAUCAACCAUCCAAGGCAAAGGAUACAAAGGGUACAAAGGAUACAAAGAACGCAAAGGGCAUUACAGUCUCACAAUCUACCAAUACUAGUACUGCCGCUACUACUUCUGCUGAUGCCACUAUCACUACCACCACAACCACUACUACUACUACAGCCACAACCACAGUAGCAACCACUACUUUACCUUCAACAACUGCUGUCAAGGAUCCAGUUACGACUACAACGACACCAACCAUGUUUGCCACUACUACUGCUACUAUGACGAAGACCGGAGUCAAUAAUACCAAUAGCAAACCUCUCAAUGGAUAUCCACCACGCAAACGCGCUGUUGACUUCUUUUGAAAUAUAUAUUUAUUCUUUUUCUUUCUUUCUUUAUUACUUUAUUCAUUCCUUUCUUUUUUUUAUUUUAUUUUAUUUUAUUUUAUUUUUUUUUUGUACUUGGAAGUAGAGGAAAACAAAUAAAUGCAUACAGCUCUGAUGACUAG